AUUCAUAAACAAUCUCUACUUGUGUCCAAAAGAUCAAAGUUGUGCGUAAACACCAGACCUGUUCCAUAGUAUUUUGGUGAGACAGUGCUCGCAUACAUGGAGUUCCAUUUGGACAGUGCAGAAUAUUGCCAAGCUCAACACAAAUAAAUUGUUAAAAGGGGGCAAUUGCCGAUUGAUAUACCUUAGGAACUGACUGGCAGCAGUUGAAACAUUGGAUUUACCUCAUCCGAAGCCAAACCACUGAAAAGUCAUUAAUGCAUUUUUGAGUUAUCCCAUUACCUAGUUGUCCAUUUAAAUUUUUGAUUUCGUUCUCACUUUCAAUUCGCUAAAGCAUAUCAAACUAGUGUAAAUAAAAUCGAAAAAAAAAACAAUAUAUUUGUUUUAAAAGACUGACUAUCCAUCACAAGUUUCUUGAUUUUUUUACUGAUUUACUUUUUGGGGAUCCUUGAAGAUCGGUCUUCUAAAAUUUUGUGAUAUUCAAGUAAACUCGUGUGUCAACGGGGCAUGAAUCAUAGUACCCAAGGACAAGGAAACAUUGCAGCCAUGCGUCAAAAGGAUAUUAGACCAGCUCCUGCAGAGAUCGAAUACAAAGGAUUCAAAUUUCUCAUCACCGAUAGGCCUUCCGACCAAAAUAUCCUCGCUUAUAUUCAGGAGCUGAAGAAACACCGUGUGUCCGCCGUAGUGAGGGUCUGCGAGCCCUCCUACAAGGUUGACGAGCUUAAUGCGCACGGCAUCGAGGUGUUCGACUUGGGCUACGACGACGGCACCUUCCCGCCCAACAAGAUCGUCGACGAGUGGUUCAAGGUGCUCAAGAAGCAGUUCAACGACGACCCCGAGUGCUGCGUGGCGGUGCACUGCAUUGCCGGCCUCGGCAGGGCGCCCGUCAUGGUGGCGCUCGCGCUCAUCGAGCUGGGGCUCAAGUACGAGGAGGCCGUCGAACUUAUCAGAGAGAAAAGGAGAGGUGCAAUCAACGCCAAGCAAUUGGCGUUUCUGGAGAAAUACCGUCCGAAAUCCAGAUUGAAAUCCAAGAAUGGACACAAGAAUUCUUGCUGUGUGCAGUAAUAUCUCUCUCGAUGAAUGUGUUCAAUGAAAAAAUAUAACAGGGCACUUAAAUAUAUAAAUAAUUUCGGUAUCAUAUGUGUGAAAUAUACGUAACUGCUUAUUUUAUUGAAAAAAGAGAAUAACAUUGAAAAAUAAUUUUUGUUUAGACGUGAUGUUAUAUAGUCAUGUUUUGUGUUCAAAGCUUUGAUUGGAACACUGUGAUUAUUGAAAAUAUUAUUAUUUACGUAUCGAUCUUCAUGCCGCAUAGAUAAAACAUUGUUAACGGUCUUUCAUUAAUGAGGAUAACUAUUGAAUGUAUUAAAUGUUGAAAUAUUGUCAUCGUGUACCAACUUAAUAUUUAAUUGAGCUGUUUUAUCAUUGUUAUUUAUUUGAUUGAUGAUUGAUAGAAUGAUUUUUAAAAAUUGAUUGACAGAUACCUACUAUUUGUUUAGAAUUUUAUUUCUAGUUGAUUUAUCUUAGUAGUAUCUUUUCCCAUGAUUAUAUUGAAUUUUUCAUCACAUUUAUUGCUGAGGAAAUUUUGAAUUAAAUUUUGCAAGUAUAUUGCAGUCAUUGAAUCACUUGAUGUUCACAUUUUAUGUAGAUUUCUGGACAAAUAUAUUUUAUUAUCAUU
Phaedon cochleariae (mustard beetle) is the source of this 1672-nucleotide messenger RNA. The record is from the annotation of a GenBank genome assembly. NCBI's taxonomy places the organism in Eukaryota, Metazoa, Arthropoda, Insecta, Coleoptera, Chrysomelidae.